AUGCAAAGUGUUGACCUAGCACCCAGGCAAAGUGCUAAGCAAGCACCCAGGCAAAGUGCUAACCUAGCACCCAGGCAAAGUGCUAAGCAAGCAUCCAGGCAAAGUGCUAAGCAAGCACGCAAGCUAAGUGUUGACCUAGCACCCAGGCAAAGUGAUAAGCUGGCACCCAGGCAAAGUUAUAAGCUAGCACACAGGCAAAGUGCUAAGCUGGCAACCAGGGAAAGUGGUAACCUAGCACCCAGGCAAAGUGCUAAGCUAGCAACCAGGCAAAGUGCUAAGCAAGCACCUAGGCAAAGUGGUAACCUAGCACCCAGGCAAAGUGCUAAGCUAGCACCCAGGCAAAGUGCUAAGCUAGCACUCAGGCAAAGUGCUCACCUAGCACCCAGGCAAAGUGCUAAGCUGGCAACCAGGCAAAGUGGUGACCUAGCACCCAGGCAAAGUGUUAAGCUAGCACCCAGGCAAAGUGUUAAGCAAGCAUCCAGGCAAAGUGGUAAGCUGGCACCCAGGCAAAGUGGUAAGCUGGCAACCAGGCAAAGUGUUGACCUAGCACACAGGCAAAGUGCUGAGCUAGCACACAGGCAAAGUGUUGACCUAGCGACCAGGCUAAGUGUUAAGCAGGCAACCAGGCAAAGUGGUAAGCGAGCACACAGGCAAAGUGUUGACCUAGCGACCAGGCUAAGUGUUAAGCAGGCAACCAGGCAAAGUGGUAAGCUGGCACCCAGGCAAAGUGCUAAGCUGGCACGCAGGUUAAGUGUUGACCUAGCAUCCAGGCAAAGUGCUAAGCUAGCACCCAGGCAACGUGCUAAGCUGGCAUCUAGGCAAUGUGCUACGCUAGCAGCCAGGCAAUGUGCUACGCUAGCAGCCAGGCAACGUGGUAAGCUAGCAGCCAGGCAACGUGGUAAGCUAGCAACCAAGCUAAGUGCUGAGCUAGCACCCAGGCAACGUGCUAAGCAAGCAACCAAGCAAAGUGCUAACCAAGCACCCAGGCAAAGUGCUAACCUAGCACCCAGGCAAAGUGCUAAGCAAGCAUCCAGGCAAAGUGCUAAGCAAGCACGCAAGCUAAGUGUUGACCUAGCACCCAGGCAAAGUGAUAAGCUGGCACCCAGGCAAAGUUAUAAGCUAGCACACAGGCAAAGUGCUGAGCUAGCACCUGACCAAGUUAGUGGUUACAGCAGCGAUGACAGUUGA
Molecule: messenger RNA, 1188 nt
Organism: Babesia bigemina
Lineage: Eukaryota; Apicomplexa; Aconoidasida; Piroplasmida; Babesiidae
Exons: 1
Coding region: 1-1188 (395 amino acids)
Source: RefSeq, a predicted model, not a curated record